Trichoderma virens Gv29-8 is the source of this 411-nucleotide messenger RNA. RefSeq lists its product as uncharacterized. Gene Ontology annotation, biological process: termination of RNA polymerase I transcription; DNA-templated transcription. The record is from RefSeq and is a predicted model, not a curated record. Gene Ontology annotation, cellular component: RNA polymerase I complex. The transcript is spliced from 2 exons. Gene Ontology annotation, molecular function: nucleic acid binding; zinc ion binding; DNA-directed RNA polymerase activity. The coding region runs from base 1 to 411 and encodes 136 amino acids. NCBI's taxonomy places the organism in Eukaryota, Fungi, Ascomycota, Sordariomycetes, Hypocreales, Hypocreaceae.
AUGGCGAUCCAGUUUUGUGGCCCUUGCGGAAAUACUCUCGACAUCUCGCCGGAUUCAAUUAUUAACUGCGAUUGUUGUGGCUCUAUGAACAAGAAUGAAUUAUUGGCCGGCAUAGUCACUAUUUCAUCAAAUAGCAAUUUCCCUUCCGAGAUUCGCCAGAAAAGAGACACGACACAGCAAUUACAGUGUCUGGCGCCCGCAGAUACUUGGCCCAAGACUGAGGAAACAUGCCGAAAGUGUGGUGCGAGGGAAGUUCGAUACACGGCCCUUCAACUGAGAAGUGCUGAUGAAGGAACUACUUUAUUCUACUACUGCCCGGAAUGCUCAGAGAGGUGCGUGUUCUAUUGUACAACCUUGACUCGUUUCGUAGCCACUUACAAGAAGAGUAAUAGAUGGAAUGAAGGCAAUUAA